Molecule: messenger RNA, 1224 nt
Organism: Thyridium curvatum
Lineage: Eukaryota; Fungi; Ascomycota; Sordariomycetes; Thyridiales; Thyridiaceae
Exons: 3
Coding region: 1-1224 (407 amino acids)
Biological process (GO): endosomal transport; actin filament organization; endocytosis
Cellular component (GO): mating projection tip; nucleus; plasma membrane
Molecular function (GO): calcium ion binding; protein binding
Source: RefSeq, a predicted model, not a curated record
AUGGCGCCGCGCAUCGAAGCACAGGAGAUCGAGACGUAUUGGAACAUCUUCUCGUCCCGGACCAAUGGGGGAAAGUACCUCACCGGCGAGCAGGCAGCGCCCGUGCUGAAGAACAGCGGCCUGCGGGACGACCAGCUCGAGAGGGUGUGGGACCUGGCCGACGUCGACAACGAUGGCAACCUGGAUUUCGAGGAGUUCUGCGUCGCCAUGCGCGUCAUCUUUGAUCUGUUGAAUGGGGAGUACAAUGACGUCCCGACAACGCUACCGGACUGGAUGGUGCCCGAGUCCAAGGCACACCUGGUGCAAGCCAACAGAGCCAUCACCGGCAAGGCGCCACAAUUCGAGACGGUAGAAGACGACGACGACGACGACGACUCGCCGGGUCUCAAGGACGGCUUCGAGUGGUACAUGAAGCCUGCGGACAAGGCCAAGUACGAGUCGAUAUACCAGGAGAACAGAGACAUGCGCGGCGAGGUAGCAUUCUCCUCCCUCCAAGACCUCUACGAGUCCCUCGACGUGCCCGACACCGACAUCCGCUCCGCCUGGAACCUCAUCAACCCCUCCGCCGCGCCCUCCAUCAACAAGGACGCCUGCCUCGCCUUCCUCCACAUACUCAACAACCGGCACGAAGGGUACCGCAUCCCGCGCACCGUCCCCGCCAGCCUGCGCGCCUCGUUCGAGCGCAACCAGAUCGACUACCAGCUCGACAACCAGCGCACCACGGGAUCCUCGCGCUGGGCCACGCGCGCCGACGACGAGACCUCGACGGGCCGCAAGGCCAAGUUUGGCGACCAGUACCUGACGCGCCUCGGCCGCAGCGGCUUCAAGGCGGCCGGCACCGACUUCUCGACCGAGAAGACGGACGACUGGGAGGAGGUGCGCCUCAAGAAGCAGCUGCAGGACCUCGAGGCCAAGAUGGAGCGCGUCGAGGCCGACGCCGAGCGCCGCCGCGCGGCGAGCGGCAAGGGAGGCGCCGGGCGCGAGUCCAAGCCCGCCCUCGUCAAGCGCGAGCUCGAGCAGCUGCUCGACUACAAGCGCAAGGAGCUGCGCGAGCUCGAGGAGGGCAGCGGCAAGAGCAAGGAGGGCAGCAGCCUCAAGGGCAUCGCCGAGGACCUGCAGACGGUGCGGGAGCAGGUCGACGGGCUCGAGACGCACCUGCGGACGAGGGAGCAGGUGCUCGAGCAGCUGCGGAGGGAGAUUGAGGAUGAGAAGCUCGGGAGAUAA